Molecule: messenger RNA, 3405 nt
Organism: Gorilla gorilla gorilla (western lowland gorilla)
Lineage: Eukaryota; Metazoa; Chordata; Mammalia; Primates; Hominidae
Gene: ALDH4A1
Product: aldehyde dehydrogenase 4 family member A1
Exons: 16
Coding region: 222-1988 (588 amino acids)
Molecular function (GO): L-glutamate gamma-semialdehyde dehydrogenase (NAD+) activity
Source: RefSeq, a predicted model, not a curated record
UCCCUUGUCCUGUGUUGUGUAAUGCCCCCGUUAUGGCAGUAGAAAUAUUUUUUAUUAGCCGAAGCUAAAUAUAGUGGGACUUUGGCUGAUCCCGAGCUCGGAGGACUGCCGGGGUGAUUCGUUUCCCCCCGAGGAUCGAGGUGGUGCGCUCUGGACGGGGUUGUGCAUUCUAGCCGCGCCCGGGCGGACGAUACAGCGAACAGCCCCGCUGCUAGCCCGAGAUGCUGUUGCCCGCGCCCGCGCUCCGCCGCGCCCUGCUGUCCCGCCCCUGGACCGGGGCCGGGCUGCGGUGGAAGCACACCUCCUCCCUGAAGGUGGCCAACGAGCCCGUCUUAGCCUUCACCCAGGGCAGCCCUGAGCGAGAUGCCCUGCAAAAGGCCUUGAAGGACCUGAAGGGCCGGACGGAAGCCAUCCCAUGCAUGGUGGGGGAUGAGGAGGUGUGGACGUCGGACGUGCAGUACCAAGUGUCGCCUUUUAACCAUGGACAUAAGGUGGCCAAGUUCUGUUAUGCAGACAAGAGCCUGCUCAACAAAGCCAUUGAGGCUGCCCUGGCUGCCCGGAAAGAGUGGGACCUGAAGCCUAUUGCAGACCGGGCCCAGAUCUUCCUGAAGGCGGCAGACAUGCUGAGUGGGCCGCGCAGGGCUGAGAUCCUCGCCAAGACCAUGGUGGGACAGGGUAAGACCGUGAUCCAAGCGGAGAUUGACGCUGCAGCCGAACUCAUCGACUUCUUCCGGUUCAAUGCCAAGUAUGCGGUGGAGCUGGAGGGGCAGCAGCCCAUCAGCGUGCCCCCGAGCACCAACAGCACGGUGUACCGGGGUCUGGAGGGCUUCGUGGCGGCCAUCUCGCCCUUUAACUUCACUGCAAUUGGCGGCAACCUGGCAGGGACACCGGCCCUGAUGGGCAACGUGGUCCUAUGGAAGCCCAGUGACACUGCCAUGCUGGCCAGCUAUGCUGUCUACCGCAUCCUUCGGGAGGCCGGCCUGCCCCCCAACAUCAUCCAGUUUGUGCCAGCUGAUGGGCCCCUAUUUGGGGACACUGUCACCAGCUCAGAGCACCUCUGUGGCAUCAACUUCACAGGCAGUGUGCCAGUCAUUGCAAGGAUUAAACAUGUUAAUGAACAGGAAAGAGCUUCGCAGACUGGAAGUGCACCCUACAGCUGUGGCACCUUCAAAUACCUGUGGAAGCAGGUGGCCCAGAACCUGGACCGGUUCCGCACCUUCCCACGCCUGGCUGGAGAGUGCGGCGGAAAGAACUUCCACUUCGUGCACCGCUCGGCCGACGUGGAGAGCGUGGUGAGCGGGACCCUCCGCUCAGCCUUCGAGUACGGUGGCCAGAAGUGUUCCGCCUGCUCGCGUCUCUACGUGCCGCACUCGCUGUGGCCGCAGAUCAAAGGGCGGCUGCUGGAGGAGCACAGUCGGAUCAAAGUGGGCGACCCUGCAGAGGAUUUUGGGACCUUCUUCUCUGCAGUGAUUGAUGCCAAGUCCUUUGCCCGUAUCAAGAAGUGGCUGGAGCACGCGCGCUCCUCACCCAGCCUCACCAUCCUGGCCGGGGGCAAGUGUGAUGACUCCGUGGGCUACUUUGUGGAGCCCUGCAUCGUGGAGAGCAAGGACCCUCAGGAGCCCAUCAUGAAGGAGGAGAUCUUUGGGCCUGUACUGUCUGUGUACGUCUACCCGGACGACAAGUACAAGGAGACGCUGCAGCUGGUUGACAGCACCACCAGCUAUGGCCUCACGGGGGCAGUGUUCUCCCAGGAUAAGGACGUCGUGCAGGAGGCCACAAAGGUGCUGAGGAAUGCUGCCGGCAACUUCUACAUCAACGACAAGUCCACUGGCUCGAUAGUGGGCCAGCAGCCCUUUGGGGGGGCCCGAGCCUCUGGAACCAAUGACAAGCCAGGGGGCCCAUACUACAUCCUGCGCUGGACGUCGCCGCAGGUCAUCAAGGAGACACAUAAGCCCCUGGGGGACUGGAGCUACGCGUACAUGCAGUGAGCCCCUCUCGGGCUCCACCGUCCAGCUGUCUGUCCGUCCAGGUGGCCGACCUCACUGCACAGACCCCACUCCAGCCCCUCCAUCCCUUCUUCAUGCACAGCUGCCUUUCUAUAAUCCGGGCUUGACUCCCUUCUUACCACUGUAUUCUGGCCUCUCCCACGCCUCAGGCUCUGGUUUGAGAUCGUGCUGGGGAGGAACAUGGCCACUACCCCUUAUCCCAUCGGCCAUGUGGGAGGUAUGACCCUGGUGCCCGGCAGGUUCUCCCUCUCCCCUCCACUGGGCCCAGUGGCUCAGGGACCUGGGGAAAGGAGAUGGAGUAGCUCUUGGGAUCCUUUGGGGAAAAGGAGGCCAUUCUGGGCCCCUUGGCAAACCUCAGCACUCACAGAGGCUCCUGGCCUUGAUCCCUGCCCCUCCAGGUGUCCAGGGUAAAGUGUAACUCAGACUGACCUGUGGGGCACAGGGGGCACCAGCUGGCCUUGCCCUCUCUGGUCUGGGCUGUCUACCUUUGUCACUGUAUCUUUGCCCAGACCCACCUGGGCCAGUAGGCCCCUGUCCCCAGCCACACACCUUAGAUGCUGGCAUGCCUUACUCCAGGUGCCUGUGUUUGGCCGAGGCCUGUGUGAUUCCCGGUCUGCACCACAUGGCGGGGUUGGGGGGCCGCUGGAGGCCACCUGCCAAGGCGUGGGAUGGGAUGGUCCUGCCGGUUUAGGCUAUGAUUCUGGAAAACCCUGGAUGGGCCUUCGUCCUAUGUCAGCCUUCCCUCUGAUCCUCAGGCCCUACCUGUAGAGACCUCCACUCCUAGAGCCAGUCUCAGGGUCUGGGAUUUCCCUGCAGGAGCUCAGCCACCACUGUGCCAUGGUGACACAGGCCAAGGCAGACAUUGCCCCUCCCUUCUCCCAGCCCCCAGAGGCCUGGCCUUGGGUUCGUCAGCGUGGGCCGAGGACGUUGCCUGUAGAAUCCUCCUCUGCGUGGGAGUGGCUCUGUGUGGACCAGUCCCUCACUGGCCCAUUCUUUUUUUGACGCAGCCAAUCUGUGACCACGAUUCCUCCCACAGAUGCCUCCUGCUUGGAUUCUGAGUGGUCAGGGAUCCAUAAAGCAUGACUUUCAAGGAUGGUUCUUAGGGGACUGUGAAAGUCUUGGGUCUUCCUCCAGGAUGCCUGCAUGGGACCCCACCCGGAGCUGGUGUGGCCAUUCCCCAAGUGCCACUGGCCCAUGGAUGGGGGUGGGUGCUGGUGCCAGCUGGGCUGGGUGUGGGUUCUGUGUCCUUCCAGGAUCUGUGUCAUUUCCCAUGAGGGGCCAGGGCAGGUGGCUGGGGGGGGGGGCACGGGCUGGAGUAUUCUCAGUUCUACUGGUUCUACACUGUGAGGUGGCAAUGGGAUUUGCUCAGAUGCCACCCAAUAAAAUGCCUGUUACUUAA